AUGUCGACAGCAAACGCCUCGCUGGCCACAGCGACCACCAAUGCCACCGAUUCCGAAAAUUGGUUGUUAUAUGUGAAACACGUCACCCAGAUCGUCACGUUCUCCGCCGUGUUGCCGUCUCUUCUGCUCAUGUUCUUCGUCUUGUUCUUCUUCUGGUGCGAACCACGCCUACGCGACAGCGCCCGCCACAUCUUCUUCCUCAACCUCGUCGUUGUGGACGUCUUCUUCAUCGUCGCUGUCGGAUUGCAGGCGUUCCGUGAGCUCAACAGUGCUCACAGCAUCGCUAUCACCGAGUGCAUCAUCUUCGCCACCGUUUCCAUAAUGUGCAUCGUCAACGGCGUUGGGUGUAUCACCGUUAUGGCCGUGGAGCGCUACGUCGCCAUCUGCCACCCGCUUCGAUACCACAGCCUCAUCAACAGGGCUGCAAUUCGCAGGUGUCUGGUUGUCAUCUGGAUCAUUCCGAGCAUCUCCGUGGUCAUCGAGGCCAGUUUCUUCUUCAUGAACGACCUCUCGUUAUUCUCCACCGUGUCGAACUGCAACAAUAUGUACCUGGGAAAACUCUUCGGAAACGCUUACACAUUCAUCUGCUUGCGGCUCACCGAGUCAGGGGUGCUGCUCAUCGUCGCCGGCGCCAUCACCAUCGCAAGCUACGUGCGGGUGAUCCGCGCUGCCAAGAACGCCUCGGUGCAGCAGUCGAAUUUCGUUAAGGCCCGCAAGACCAUCCAGCUCCACGCGCUGCAGCUGAUUCUCUACCUGAGCACCUUUUUGGCCAUUCCCAUCUACGAAAUCUGGGACGGCUCAGAUGAGAGCAUGCAAUAUGCAAUCGGUCAAACGAGCAUGUACGUGGUUAUGUUUGUCAUUCCCAGGUUUCUGGGCUCUUUUAUCUACGGACUCAGAGAUGAUCAGUGUAGACAGUUCCUGAGGAAGGGCUUGCAAAAGAGCCUCGGGGAGGGUCCCAGGGGGUUCAAGCUCACCCCUGGUCCGCUACACCCCGGCUCUGACCAGAGCCUCGGGGAGGGUCCCAGGGGGUUUGAGCUCACCUCUGGUCCGCUACAACCCGGCUCUGACCAGAACCUCGGGGAGGGUCCCAGGGGGUUCAAGCUCACCUCUGGUCCGCUACACCCCGGCUCUGACCAGAGCCUCGGGGAGGGUCCCAGGGGGUUCAAGCUCACCUCUGGUCCGCUACACCCCGGCUCUGACCAGAGCCUCGGGGAGGGUCCCAGGGGGUUUGAGCUCACCUCUGGUCCGCUACAACCCGGCUCUAACGAGAGCUUCAGAUGUCUUCAAGAUUGA
This is a messenger RNA of Lethenteron reissneri (Far Eastern brook lamprey), 1293 nucleotides long. Its product is annotated as odorant receptor 131-2-like. Gene Ontology annotation, molecular function: odorant binding; G protein-coupled receptor activity; olfactory receptor activity. NCBI's taxonomy places the organism in Eukaryota, Metazoa, Chordata, Hyperoartia, Petromyzontiformes, Petromyzontidae. Gene Ontology annotation, cellular component: membrane. Gene Ontology annotation, biological process: detection of chemical stimulus involved in sensory perception of smell; G protein-coupled receptor signaling pathway. The record is from RefSeq and is a predicted model, not a curated record.